CUCUCCUCUCCGGAUUGGCAUAACUGCAUGAAAUGUGUCCUGAAAUGAUCCCUGCAUCUGUAAAUGCUUGCAUGGUCGCUUGGUGGACGUGCCUUUGUUUUGGAUUUGUGUUUUUCUUUAAUGGGAAAACUGCACGUUUUAUACUUUGCGGGGUGUAGCGUGUGUGUGUGUGUGUGUGUGUGUGUGUGUGUGUGUGUGUGUGUGCGUGCAUUGCAUGGGCUGCAGAAUUCCAGAUGAGCUCCAUUGCAUCGUCUCCUUGGACACACUGGCUGUCAUGCAAAGUUGGGAAUGACGGUUGACUGAGACAAAUCAGUUGUCUGCAGAAAUGACGUGUCUCCUCUUUGUUCCAACCUAUUGCCUUGAGGGGCUCUUCAGAAAAAAGCUUCAAGUUUGCGGGGUGAAGUUAUCUUGUGCUCCUUUAUGUCUGAGUGAUGCAAUGGGUCAAAAUAGUUAUUUUUGGAUGCGUUAAGUGGCUGGUGGUUUGCUAUAGGACAAUGUCGGAAUGAUUUUCUGGGGGUUUGUUGUCACCCUCUUGAUUCCUUAAACGGAUGGAAAAUAGGCCUGCAAGCUGUUGAAUGUUGCAGAGUAAUCUUAUAAAGCAUCCACAUGCCUUCAGUGUCAGACAGUGGAGGUAUGCACUGGUGAGUGGUGUGGUUCAGUGCAGAAUGACAUCACUAAAGAGUCAUGGCAUUUGUCCGGAUUUCCUUUCUCUUUGAUGUUUUUUUUUAUUUUGUUCUUGGUUAGAUGACAGAAUUAUAUCAAAAGUGUUCACUCUGUGUGUGUUAUCUAUGAUUUGUUAUGGUUUUGGAUCAACACCAAUGCAGAUGUGAUUUCAAACUGCUGAUAAGCUAAUGUUUGGGGUGGAGGUGCACCGAUCACCAAUCUUUAAAAAACACCCGACUGGCCGAUUCCGAAUUUGGUCGAUACGAUUUCCCUGCAUGAAAAGUAGCUAAAUUGCUAUUUUGGCAACAGCGGGGUGACUGUUGUUUCACAAGUAGAUGAGGUUGGUGGAUAUUACUGGUUUCUCAUGCAAGCAUCACCCGAUCCGAUGGCGGAUCACCUAAAAUUAAGAAAAUGUGGGCUAAUUUAUUGCUUAGGACCUGAAAUUCUUAAGGUUUACAUUUGAUCCCAAAAUCUUACAUCUUUAUUUUUAGAAAUUUCUUUGGAAGUUUCAAAGCCUUCAUGGCACGAUACAGAACACUGAUCCAAAUAAUGAAUCACGCACAAAAUUUAACUCCAAGCCUUCCAGUUCUGCAUCUUAUUUAGGAAUCUCUGCCAGUAUAAUUGUGUUGUAUGCUAUGUUGGUUAAUUAAUCAGGUAGUGAGUCUGCAUUCAGGCUUCUUAACGGACAUGUGGCUUGCAGCUUUCCAAUAGCAAUUUUUAGUAGCUUUUUUCUACUUAGAGUGACUGGUGCUGCUUGUUACAUUUUUUCACAUUUUCCAGAACAAAAUUAAUCUUUCGGCUACCAAACGUGUGGCCAUCUCACCAGCAAAGCGCAGCAACAGGUUGGGGAGGGAGCAGUGCUUGGUUUUUUGUGUGGUCCACAGAGCAGGAGAGAGUUCACAGUCGCAUAAUGCUUUAUUUAGGGUUCCUAAAAAUAAAUCCCAAACGGAGACUAAAAGUUCUAGUAACUCACUACUACAUGUCUGUAUUGACAGAUAAAUGCUAGAAGUUAUUCACACACAGUUACCAUAUUUAUUCCGGUUUUUUAAAUGGGGAAUUGGAGAUGUCUUACACAUUUUAUGAGUACCACUCCACAGGAAAAAAAGAGCCAAACUCAUGUUGCAUCUUUCUAGUCCGACUGACCUCACAAAACACUUGUGUUCAAAGACACUCAUCCACCAAGCCAAUCUUUCAAACCUUCAUACACCAAAUUGUUGCCUUUAAAUGCCAUGGCUUUCAAGAAGACAUGUACAUGUGGUGGGGAAAGCUAGCAUCAAACCCCCAACUUUCAGAUUGCCAUACAGCUACUCUCCUGACUCCGCUGAGUACCGCUCCACGCUUCCUUUUGUUCUGCCGGCUUGGUCUUUGAAAGCUUGUGUGUGUGUGCAGGAUAUCGAUGGGCUGAUUAGUGAUUUAUGAAUGACCAGAGGCAGCUUCCAUCUCAUCUUUGUGUGUAGAAAAGCGGAGUGUUCUGUGAAAGAGGCAGCAGUUUAGCAUCCCGUUUGGUAAAGGUUUGUCGACAGUUACGAUCUCUAUUCCGAGGCUCAAAGACCCGGUUGUGGGAGAACCCAGAGUUUACUCACCAGAUGUGAUUCUAGCUGUCCUCAUAAAACAUUCAUACUGCGUUGUGCACAGUAGCAUGCAGCACCCUCUACAACAGUGACUUAACUAAAUGACCUUUGCAGAGUGAACAUGUGCAAAUGCAUGCUCUCUCUCUCACUUUUUCUGUCUUGAUUCUUGCAGGUGUGAGGUCGCCGUCCCGAGACCAGAGGUGUCAGUCGGGGAAGAAAAAUGUGGCAGCACCUGUUCACCUUACUCUGGAGGGAUAAGUUCACUGAACAGACAUUUGCUUUAACUUGAAGAGGCCCUACUUUGAUGGAAUUGGGAGCUUAGUGAUGGCAUGAUGGAUUUGAUGGACCGCCUUUGGGAAUCUUUAAGUGGAACCCAGCUCGAUUGAGUGACUUGAUGCAGUUUGGAAUUUCCUCUAAAAGUCUUUAUCUCUUGGAUAUUACCCAUUUGUGUUGGAUCUAACCAACUGACAACACCUUCUGGGAUAUUGUGGAAGUUCUCCUCCAGAGGCUUUUCACUCAAAGGUUUGAGACUUUCGAGGGCGGUGGGUUUUCACCUGGAUGUUCGCCAUGAAGGACGUGGACGGACCUCGGUCUAGCAACCAGCGGAAAAAGAGGAAGUCGAGGUCGGAGAGGAAUCGGAAGAGGAGAUCGAACGGGAUAAGGAGCAACCACGUCAAAGGCUCGGUGUUUCGCCUCUCCUCAGACUCCGAGCGGGAGGCGGAACGGGAGCCCUCCUCGUCCCGGCCUCGACCUCCGCGGAGGAAGCGAAAGGAGUCUACUUCGGCCGAGGAGGACAUCAUCGAUGGCUUCUCCAUCACAGGCUUCGUCACCCUUGAGGCUCUAGAGAAGAACAUGACGUUGGCGCCCCAGGAGAGCAGAAAGAGUCAAGCCGGCCCCCUGCAUAAGAAGAAACCUCCCAAACUGCCCAACGGCUUGAGCCUGGAGUCAUGCAGGAACAACAACCACCAGCACCAGUCGUCAGACCAGGAGAACAAUCCCCGCCUGGCACACACACAGGGGAAGAGGAAGAAGAAACGCCUGAAGAAGAAGCGUACGAUGCUGAAACCUGGGCAGAACAACGGCAAGGACAGCGACAGUGAGAGUGCGGGCGGCGAGUCCAAGCCUUCCAUCAGGAGCAGCUCCAGAGACAGACUGACAGAUUGUGACACAGAGAGUGACCAGGAAGACAAGGUUUCCGAUGCCAGUUCAGAGAAAUUUUUCAGCACAGCAACAGCUAAAGGUCCAGAUUUUGGCAUCAAUGCUCUUUCCACCAAUGGCAGCCAGGAGCCUCACGGCCCGGGCCUCCUCAAGGUUUCAGGCCUAGAACGGAGUCAGGAAAGGAGUCAGGAGAGCUGCAGGGACCCUCAGCUUCCUGAGUCCACCACCUUAAGUCCAGCUCUCGCCUUGCCGCAGCCCGAGGUCUCCGUCGCCCAGACCCCGGCCCCGCUGCAGACCCCAACAAACAGCUCCGCCCAGGCUCCGACUCCGGCCCCGCCUCUUCCACGCUCCGAGGCUCCCGCCGCCCCUCGGACCCCUGCAGCCCUGCCUCUUGCCCAGAGCCAGGAGACCUCACCGCCUCCUCUUCCCCGACCCCAGCCACAGCCAGAACACCCUGCCCACACAAGACCUCAACCAACACCGAGUCUUCAUCCCCACCCUCCGUCCCCCGCCCUUCCUACCCACAACCCCCACCAACAGCACCCCAAUCAGGCGGGGCCUCAUCGGCCCCCAUCACGCUGCCACCCCAGGCCCCUUUCUGCUUACAACGGCCUCAACCUUAACGGCCACAGCAGCAGCAGCAGGAGCAGCACCCCAGGCACCAAGCUGCACGGAUCCUCUGCUCCCGCCUUGCACCUGUCCAACCAGCCGCCUGCUCCGACAGCCGCCGCCUUCCCUCUGUCUCUGGCGGCCAACCAGAGCGCCCCCCACAGCUUCCCCUCUGCGCUGCAGUCCUCGCCACAUCCUCAUCACCCCAAUAUGUUUGCGACUCCAGCAGCAUUGCCUCCACCACCACCACUGACAUCGAGCACCCUGCCGGUAACUGGACAUCCCACUGCUGGGAGUGCCUAUUCAGAACAAGACCUUCUCCGUCAGGAGCUCAACACCCGAUUCCUGGCCUCUCAGAGCGCAGACCGCGGUGCCUCGCUGGGCCCACCGCCCUACCUGCGAACGGAGUUCCACCAGCACCAACACCAGCAUCAGCACCAACACACCCACCAGCACACGCACCAGCACACCUUCACGCCCUUCCCCCACGCCAUCAUGCCCACCCCAGCACCACCCAUGGUGCGUACCCCAACCAGAAAUUUUGACAAAUACCCAACAAAAGUCGAUCCCUUCUACAGACACAGUCUCUUCCACUCAUACCCUCCAGCCAUGUCUGGCCUCCCGCCUGUCAUUCCUCCCACCGGGCCCUUCAGCUCCCUGCAGGGAGCCUUCCAACCCAAGACCUCCAACCCGUUGGACGUGUCCAGCAGACCCGGGGCGGUCCCUCACACGUUCUUACAAAAGGACCCGAGGUUAACGGAUCCGUUUCGGCCCAUUCUGAGGAAACCUGGGAAGUGGUGUGCCAUGCAUGUCCAUAUCGCCUGGCAGACGUAUCACCACCAACAGAAAGUGAAGCAGAUGCAGGUCGACCCUCACAAGCUAGACUUUGGCCUCAAGCCCGAGUUCCUCAGUCGACAUCCAGGCCCCAGCCUGUUUGGUGCCAUCCAUCACCCAAGUGACUUGGCACGGCCUGCUACGCUCUUCUCUGCUGCAGGUCCUACCCACCCAUCAGCUGCUCCCUUCGGCCACCCUCCCCCUCAUCCAGGAAACUUCCUCACCCCAGCAUCACACUUAGGCAAGAGGACUCUCCCCUUUGAGCCUUUCAAUAGGCCGUCAUCGUUUGGAGGACUCGGGUCUCUCAGUUCAUCGGCCUUCGGGGGGCUUGGAAAUCCAGCACUCAAAUCCCUAACAGCGGCCAACUCCGUGUUCGGCCACAAGGACGGCCCCAACGCACCGCAGCACUUAAACAGCAGCAACAGCAGUCACCAGGAGCCGUGGAACCGCCUCCACCGCACGCCGCCCUCCUUCCCCACGCCGCCGCCCUGGCUGAAGCCCGGAGACUCUGAGAGGAGCGCCUCAGUCAGCUCGCAUGAGAGGGAUCGGGACUCGGAUAAGCGGGACUCCGUCGGUAAAGAUGACAAAGAGAGGGACUCGGUAGAGAAGCGCCAGCCAAGCCAUCCAUCCCCGGUCCCCGUCCAUCCAAUCAACCUCCUCGGCCACACCCGACCCCCUGAGCACCACAGAAACCACCUGCCUCCCACUUCUGGGGACCCUCAGAGGGACAAGGAAACGAAGGCCAAAGACAGAGAAAGGGAGCACCAAGACUCUUGGAAGGACAACGCAGAUGACCACAAGCUUAAAGACAAUCAGCACAGUGACAAGGACGCACCAGUCAUCCAUGAUGGCCGAGUGUCUGAGGACAAGGUGACCAGCAGGGGAACCACGUCGCCCUACGUUCGGCAGACCAGCCUGGAGCGUCCUAAUGGCGGUCUGAGCAGGGAGGUCCUGGAGAAGAAGGCGGAGCCACCAUACGAGCAGCAGAAGAAGAACAGUGAGAUCAAAGUGAAGGAGGAGAGGAAGGAGGAGCAGGAUGGGGCAGUAGAGAGGAUCAGUGAACCCCCGACACAGGCACCCUCCACUCCAACGCUCCACCCACCCUCCUCGGUGCCCGUUCCAAUGGGAAUGCCAGGGGUCCACCCCAUCAACAGCAUCAGUGGUCUGGAGAGAACUCGUGUUGUGGCCCCCUUCAUGGGUGCCAGCCCCCUUCCUGGGGCUGAGAGGUUUCCCUAUCCCGCUUUCCACUGGGACCCAAUGAGAGACCCUUACCGAGGCCUGGACAUCCACAGAAGGGACCCUUUGGCCAGGGACCUUCUGCUGAGGAACGACUCUCUGCACCGGCUUGCGGUUCCACGCCUUUACGAGGCCGAGCGCUCCUACCGGGACCGGGAGCCUCACGACUUCAACCGCGACCAUGUCCAUUCUCUGGCCCUGGAGCAGCGGAGGGAGCAGGAGCGCGCACAACUGGAAGAACGCGACCGCCUCAACAUGCUCAGAGAGGACUACGAGCACGGCCGCCUCCAUCCCUCCAUGCACCAUCCGGUCCUGGACGGACACCUUCCUCACCCCGCCUCGGGCCUUAUGGGCCCGGGGCUCCCAGGCAUGCACUACUCCAGGGUGAGCCCAUCAGCUGCAGCAGCCGCUGCUGCCGCGGCGCAUCAGAACAGCAUCUUAAACAAAACGCCACCCACAGCGUCGCUAAGCGCUCCCCCGCCUCUCAUCCCGACCCUGGGUGCCCGGCCCGGUUCCCCCAGACGGACUACUCCGCUGGCCACAGACAUCAGGGACAGACCGACUCACAAAGACAUCGAGGCGCGAUGAGUUGUGUCGGCGUUCCCGUCAGCCCAGUGCCUCACCGUCACUAAACUCACACCCAGCACUUAGCUUUGGACAAAGCGAGACUGUAACAUAGCUGUGAAUAAUUUAUGUAGGCAGACGUGUCUACACAUGUUUUUGUAUAAAACUAAAAUGAAAGGACCUUUGUUUUUUUGUUGUUGUUUUUUUUAGUUUGCUCCAUGGUUUUGUGUGUUUAUCCUGUAUAGCAAAAGUGAUGUGGAGUAAGACUAAACUUUGGAAUGUACAGCUACUUUAGCACUGACAGUCAUGUAGAUAAUGUACAGUCGCUGUUGCUCACUCUGUAUGGAUUGAAAAAUCAUGGUACAAAUAUGCAAAAGAGUGUUUCGAAAGCUUUACUUUGACUAAAUGUAAAUCUAGAAGUAUUAAGGCUUUGAUUCAGAAUGUGCUUUUUGCUAUUUGUUUUCUUUUCAGCAUGUUCCAGAUACCCCACACCCCCACAUACAACUAUGCAAACAAACGUCUGGGCUCCUGUUCUGAAAGCUGGCCUUCUCAGCGCUGCUGAUCGUGCACCAAUAGAGGAAAAGAUGGCUGAAUUCUCUUCACCACACAAAAUUCAUAGUGAAACACACAAGCUUUAAAUGGGACCUACUAUGCUUCCUUGAUCAGGUUACGAUAGGUCAGCGCAUGUUCGUUACAAAAUCACUCCUGAAUAAGGAGACUUUAUGCUGUUUUAGAGCUUCGUCGCUUUAAAUCCAAAUAAGCUUCUGCUGUCCACGCCCCCUAACUCAAUGUUUACACUCACAAGAGAAAAUGAUUGCAAACUGAUGCACAAUUAUAUUACCAUUUGUCUUUGAAAAGCAGAAAUGGAGCCUCCUGCACAAGCAACAAUAGUACACCAAGUGGUUUUGAGAUUGUAAGUCAAAAACACUUGUCUUUUCCAGCAGCCAUUGCACAGCCCAUACUGUGGUAAAACCUCCUGACCAAACAUGAUGAAGAUCAGGUUCUGGGGUUGGUCUGCUGAUUUGUGGCGUUACAUUCUGAGGGUUUUUGAAAUAGAUCCUUUACAAGACACCAAAAAACAUUAACUUAUUGCCAAAAACUGGCUGGAUGUUUUCUUUUUUAAGCACUUGGGCUGUUUUUAAAAGUGCAAAAACUUGCAAAAAUGUGAAGUUGGCAUAAUAGGUCCCCUUUAACUGCUCCACGUUCUCGGAUUCAACUAAAUGAUCGUUUUUAAGAAUGAUCCUAUCAUUGUAGUGACAAUCUGCAUUCCUGUAUUGAAUCCUAAAGUAUUUUCUUAAAUGUAGCUUCUCAAUGAAUAGUUUAUUUUGUCUCCCAUCGUUCUGGUUCUGGGGGGGGGAAUGCAGCCCAGUCAACACCAGGAAGGCACGUUAGCCCAGCUGAUGGUGUGUAAAGUACAUGUUUCGGGAAUGAAGUUCUGUUGGUCGGACAGUGUAAUUAAGUGCUUUCCUAAGUUGUCAUACCUACAAAUACAAAAAGACAAAAAAAAAAAGCAAGUCUGAGCUACGGGCCGUUCGUUUCUAACUCGCAGAGAUCUAUUUUAGUAGUUCCUGAAGGUUUUAGUUGUGCGCUUCAAAAGAAAAACAAAAAAACAAACAAACAAAAAAAAACUCUGUGAUAUCAUGUUGUGCAGUGGGUUUUUUUUUUUAAUCUAUUGAUAAAAUUGUCCACCAGAGCCAUAGUGGUUAGUUAAUGCGUAAUGCAAAAAGAUUGUUACCUGAGAAACUCUUUUGCUGUUUACCGUGUACAGAGGGAGAAAAAAAAAAACUUUCUAGCUCAUGUACAAAAAAAAAAUGAAGCGACUGAAUCUUCAGCAUGUUCCUCAUUUAAACUUGUGAUAUGUAAAUUGUGCCAUGUUAUUAAAAAAUGUGUACUUUA
Messenger RNA from Poeciliopsis prolifica (blackstripe livebearer), 8531 nucleotides. RefSeq names its product activator of transcription and developmental regulator AUTS2 a (gene auts2a). The record is from RefSeq and is a predicted model, not a curated record. Bases 2793 to 6659 code for a protein of 1288 amino acids. The transcript is spliced from 18 exons. Lineage: Eukaryota; Metazoa; Chordata; Actinopteri; Cyprinodontiformes; Poeciliidae.